Messenger RNA from Lachancea dasiensis, 2313 nucleotides. Lineage: Eukaryota; Fungi; Ascomycota; Saccharomycetes; Saccharomycetales; Saccharomycetaceae. The record is from the annotation of a GenBank genome assembly.
AUGAUGGACCAAGAAUUUCCAUUAUCGAAGGUCGCGAAGACUUUGGAGUCUGCCUCUGGGUACGAAUUUCAAGUUCUUCUGAAGACAAUCUCGUCGCCCAAGUACGCUGACGAAAAACUUUUGAAAUCUGAUUUGGCAGUGCUUGUGGCCAAGAUCCUGAAGCUGUUGCGUUCUAGUGACGAUUAUGAGGUUUGGAGAGGCUGCCAUCUCGCAGACGUUCUCUGCGCAUAUAAUCCGGUUGUUUUGUGCUCUCAAGCAAACGUCCUCCUUACAGCUCUUUUCAACAAACUAGAACAAAAAGCAGGCUAUUAUAGAACUACUGUUUCGACUCCUCAGGGAAAAGUUUUGUUGAGCACAUUGGUGAGGUCGGUCGAUAUUUUAAUGGAUUUAAUACGGGGAAAACCUGCUCUAACUCGUGAAGUCCUCACUCCACGGCUACCAGCAAUCAUAUCCAUUCUCGUAACGCUAUCUCAAUUCGAACCAGCACUGUGCUGCCCCAUUUUGAAGAAGCUAUUAAGAAAGAACCCUACUACAUUCAGGCCUCACGUCAACAAAUUCAAAAAUGUUCUUGUAAACUUGAUGGUAAAGGACUAUCAUCAUUUCGAUGCUGCUACAAGAAGAAGCAUAGUCGACAAUUAUGCUCUGUUGAAUUUAGUAAAACAAAACACCGGUCCUAAAGACGAAAGCAAGAGCCACCAAAAGUCAUUUGCAGAUGAACAGUGGAGACACGGCUUUAUGGCUGUUCUGUACAGCUUCAAGCCAAUUGUCAAUCUUUGUGGUGAAAUUCUGGAUUUUAGUGCUGAUAGAGAUAUGCAGGGCCUAAUUCAAAGAUUACCGUUCCCCAGCAACGAGAAGUUUGAAGAAUUUCUGCCCUCAGUGAAUGUGGAUCUGAACAAGCCAUUAACUUUGUGGGCAAUUGCCGAGAGGGUUGGUCUUUUGUGUGAUCUGACAGCUGCGUUUAUUACCCAGCCAACCCAGUUCCGCAUCAGAAUUCCUUUUGGGGGAUUGGUCGCUAUCACAGAAGCUCUUUUAAGUCUUACUACCAAUUACUUGCCUUUACAACGCACUUUACGUCGGGAUGCGGAGCUCACCUCAACAGUUCGGAUGUUUUUACCGACACUACAAGCUAGUGCUAUCUCCUUACUUGGUCAAAUUUCUAAAACGUAUGGCAAGAAUGUCCUUUCCUACACCACUUCAAUCUUAUCCUCGCUUGAACUUUUCAUCCCGACAGGAAAAGGCUCUACAGUGAUUGAUUUUGACAAAGUUGAUACUCUAAGGAGCUCAUUUUUUGAUCUUUUCGGUGUUGUUGACCUAUUUUUGGCCCACCUCGGACAUUCAUUCAGCGAGACCACCUUGUUCAGUAAACUUGUCAGCAUCGCAUUACAUUUGACUAGAGACUCAAUGCCAUUGAAGUACAUAUUUCAACAGCAUAAUACAACUAACAACAAAAAUAUGCCAAAAUCUAAGAAAGCCGCCAAGCAAAACACAGGGUCAAUGUCGGAUGUGUAUUCACACCCUCUGUCCUUCGUCAAUAAAAAUUCUCUGAGAAGCUUUGAUCUUUUGAAUAGUUUUCUCACAAGAAUUGUAUUGAAUUUGAAACUGCCCUCAGCAGAACAAAUCAAAAUUACAAAAUAUGCCAUCACUACUGCCGUUAAACUGCAAAAGGAGCUUGGCCAUCUUCCCGAGACUUUUGUAAGUCUGUUGCGUGCUAUAGUAGUACAUCCCGGUUACGAAAAAAUAUCCAUUCUUCCAAUUGCUGUCAAUCUCGUUAAGACUCAGGGCGACGAACUUUUUGACAUCUUUUGCAACCCAAGGUUGCCGUUUGGAUCGAUUCAAACAACCCGGAAAGAGGAGGCAUCAACAGAUUAUGAAGAUGCCGAAGUUCAUGGCCCUGAAAGUUUGAAGACGAAUGACCCUGCCAUGCUAGAGCCAUCUACUGGCUCGGAAGACAUAGCAGAGGAGGUUGAACUUGAGGGAACAAAGAAACUUGGGCAAUUUGAAGCCUCGAGAACUAGCAUGGCUGCCAACAUUGAGCGCAUUGCUAAAGAAGAGCCCGGAAAAAUCAUGAGAAAAAGGGCAACUGAAGUUGAAGUACAUGGUCCUGAAACUAAAAUCCAUAAGACAGACACUGACGUGGGCAUCGAAGUCGAUGAGAUUAAAGAGCCCAAUAGCACAGGGGUAACGCUUAUUCCCGUAGAAGUCCAAGAGGAAAAGGAAGUGAUUAUAGACGUCCACGAAAGUGACGGCGAUGACGGCGACGACGGCUCUGACUUUGAAAUACCGGCCAUAGAUCUCAGUGACGAUGACGAGUGA